UGAUGCAGAGAAAGAUCCAGUAUUAUAUGAAGUGAUGAAAACCAAUAUGGUUCAUGGACCUUGCAGACACCACAAUCCCACUUCGGUUUGUAUGUCUGACAAUAAAUUCACGAAACAUUAUCCAUGUGCUUUCCGGAAACACAAACAGGAAAUGAUGGAUAUCCACUCUAUCGGCGUCGCUGACCAGACGACAAUGGCAGACAUUUAGUAUUCAAUUUAGAGGCGUAAAUAUCGAAGUUAACAACACAUCAAGGUUGACAACACAUGGAUCGUACCAUAUUCGCCACUAUUGUCUAAUUCACAUUCAAAAGUCAUGUGAAUGUUGUGUAUUGUAGUUUGGUGUAAUCGAUAAAAUACGUUUGUAAAUACGUCACCAUAGGAAGCAACAUGGCGGUUAUUGGUUUUGGACAACACGGUCGCUACGUGAACUGAAAUAAAGCGCUUUGUAGGAUAUUUACUUUUGCAAUUCAUGAACGUUUUCCGACUGUUGUGCGUCUCGAAGUAAAUUUGGAGAAUGACCAAAGAGUAUAUUUCAACCCAGAGAAUACAGUACAGUCAACAGAAGCACUACCAGCAACAAAUUUAACAUUGGCGAGUUUUUUCUCAACUUCUGUCAGUGAUCCGUUUGCGAGAUCAUUGCUUUAUUCGAAAUACGUUGAUAUUAUACAUGGGAUGCAUCAUCGAAGAAAUAGUUACGCAGAAAGCAGGGUCAUCCAGUAGAUGGACAUCCAGGUGUGUUCUCAACUAAUGCAUUAGAACGAACUUACACAAUCCACCCGUAAAACGACUAUUGCUUCUACCUUCGGUUGCUAUUGAUUAAUGUACGCGGUUCAAAUUCAUUAGAGUUAUUGCAUACUGUGAAUGGUACGGUGUAUGCAAGUUUUUGAGAAGCAAGCCAGCAAUUACAAUUGCUGGAAUAUGAUGAUCACUGGAAUCAAACGGAAGACGAUGCGAUGGCUACUCCGAAUGCCACUGAAGUUCGCACACAUUUCGCGAUGAUCAGCCUUCAAAUCUGCGUUAUGGGAUACGACCGAAAAUUACAUUGUCGAAGACAUUUUACAUUGUAUACGCUAAGAAUUGGAAAUGGGUCAAUACUGGUUGAUACUUCCCGUGGUCUGAUAUCAAUCCCAUAUGCCGUUUAUCAAUUCACGAAAGAUGGACUCAUCACGAAUGUUUAUACGAACAUUGGCCAAAUUUUCAUUUACUUCCCAAUUUUUUCGCUAAUGACCAUGUCAGAACAAAUCUUAGGAAAAUAAUUGAAAGAUUGAAGUGGUUCAAUCGUCGGUGAAUAAUGUGCAAACGUCAAUGUCGCCUUUGUUACGAAUCAAUGUACCGUGCGAACUGUACAAAAAAAGCAGCAAGUUGAUGGGCCCUUGGUCUCUAAUCGGAGCGCUAAUAGUGCUCUCAGCAACAGCUGGGGAUUCCACUAGCAAAAUUAUAGCGCCGCAACAAAGUAGCAGAAUUAGUAGCGGCAGCCAUGCCAACGGCAACGCAGAUUACACCACAGCGACCGUAAGUGUUGUCGGCGUAGCUGGUAGUCGUGUUAGUGGAAAUGGUGUUGGAGGUGGUACUGUUGUCACUGGCAAUGGUGUAAUAGUGGCAGGUAGCGCUGGACCUUCGUCUAUGUUAAACAAUGUUGUUGAAGAACCCGAAUUUACUGACUACAUCGAAAAUGUAACUGUACCUGCUGGAAGAAAUGUUAAAUUGGGCUGCUCUGUAAAGAAUCUUGGAUCGUAUAAGGUUGCAUGGAUGCAUUUUGAACAAUCUGCAAUAUUAACGGUGCAUAAUCAUGUGAUUACGCGCAAUCCACGCAUCAGCGUAACACACGACAAACAUGAUCGACAUCGGACUUGGUAUCUACAUAUAAGCAAUGUACAUGAAGAGGACAAAGGACGUUAUAUGUGUCAGAUAAACACAGUAACCGCUAAGACACAAUUUGGAUAUCUAAAUGUGGUUGUACCACCCAACAUCGAUGAUUCACUCAGUUCCAGUGAUGUUAUUGUACGUGAAGGUACUAAUAUAUCCCUGCGUUGCCGAGCCAGUGGUAGCCCACGACCAAUUAUUAAAUGGAAGCGAGAUGACAAUUCAAGAAUCACAAUUAAUAAAAACUAUAUAGUGAACGAAUGGGAAGGUGAUACUCUGGAGAUUACAAGAAUAUCUCGGCUUGACAUGGGCGCCUACCUCUGUAUAGCAUCGAACGGAGUACCUCCAACAGUGUCCAAGCGUAUUAAGGUCAGCGUAGACUUCCCUCCAAUGCUUUUGAUACCCCAUCAAUUGGUUGGAGCUCCUGAAGGUUUCAACGUAACAAUCGAAUGUUUCACGGAAGCACAUCCAACUUCGUUAAAUUACUGGACUCGUGGAGAAGGCCCCAUUAUACAUGACUCCUAUAAAUACAAGGUGGAAUCUAGUGUUGGUGUUCCAGUUUAUAAAACUCAUAUGAAAUUAACCAUUAUAAACGUUAGCAGUGGCGAUGAUGGCAUUUACAAAUGUGUGGCCAAAAACCCACGUGGAGAAACCGAUGGUGUAAUUCGGCUGUACGUUUCAUAUCCACCAACCACACCACCUCCUGGACCUUUUUCUACUGAAAUUCGUUGGGAUGUAUUUUUCGGGCACGGUAGUGAGACAUCACGAUCAAGUUAUGGCAGUUAUGGCCAGGACAAAAGUACACGUUUUCUAUCCAAUCUAAAUGAAAUCGGCUUAUCAGAACGAAAAUCAUUUGCUGAUAAAACGAAUGGCGGUCCAGGAGCAAGUAGCACCGAUGCAGCCCACCAUGACAAGGUUGGUCUAAAUGGUGGAGCACUGUCAAAAAUAUUGGCCAAUAAACUAAUGUGGAUUGCUAUGCUUAUAGUAUUAAGGCUAUGUUUAUGAGAACAUAACAUCACAAGCUCCAAUGUUCCAUACCGAAGCAUGAGUUUAUUAAAAAUAUACCAUAUAUCUGCAUUCAUAUAUCAUAUAAGCAUCUAUGUAAUGUAUGUAACGCUUUCGUAGUACAUAUUACUCCCCAAAUGCCUUCAUGCUCGUUCUCUUAAAUCAUACUUCGCGAUCGCAUGGCCAUAUAAAUAUAUACAUACAUAUAUAUCAAUAUAUACAAUAUAGAUACGAAUAUAUAAGUUAAAUAAUGUUGUAAAUUAUGACCCUUAUACAGAUAUUUUUAAUAAAUAAUCAAAUGCUAGAAUCACAGGUAAACUAAUUUAAAGCGAAAUAAUUAGUACGGCGUUUAAUGCGCUUAUGUUGCCUUUUAGCAAAAGAAAAAUAUCAUUGGGCAAAAAUGCCUAAAAGUGCUCUAGGAAAAGCUUAACAUAUCCCUAAGAUGAGAUUAAUGCUUAGCGGUAUAUAUACAUAUAUAUAUAUAUAUAUAUAUAUAUAUAUAAAGAAAUAUAUGCAAAUAAAUAUACAUAUCUAUAUAUGCAUAAAAACUAAAUGUAUUAUCACAUACACAUACUAUACACUAUGUAAUGUAGAUGAUUUAAAGAACAUACUUGUAUCUUGAAUAAGAAAACAUAUACAUACAUACUUAUGUUUAUUGUUAGUACUUUGUUUGACCUUAAUA
Bactrocera dorsalis (oriental fruit fly) is the source of this 3550-nucleotide messenger RNA. RefSeq names its product lachesin (gene DIP-zeta). NCBI's taxonomy places the organism in Eukaryota, Metazoa, Arthropoda, Insecta, Diptera, Tephritidae. The record is from RefSeq and is a predicted model, not a curated record. The coding region runs from base 1306 to 2868 and encodes 520 amino acids. Gene Ontology annotation, cellular component: neuron projection. The transcript is spliced from 10 exons.